CAAAGAUGGCGUUCGUUGUCUUCAACAUCUGACAGAGUCCAACGCCAGGCUACAUUUAUCUGUAAUAUUGUUCACGAUUCAUUAAUGUGGUGCAUUUUUCAGUAUGAAGGUGGUCAAUUUGAAACAGUCCAUUCUCCAAGCUUGGAAGGAGCGUUGGAGCGACUACCAGUGGGCCAUAAACAUUAAAAAGAACUUCCCUAAGGGAGCAACAUGGGACUACCUGAACUUGGCAGAGGCUCUUAUGGAGCAGGCAAUGAUUGGCCCUUCUCCCAACCCACUUAUCUUGUCUUACCUCAAGUAUGCCAUCAGUUCCCAGAUGGUGUCCUAUUCAAGUGUAUUAUUAGCCAUCAGUAAGUUUGAUGACUUCUCCAGAGAGCUGUGUGUUAAGGCCCUGUUGGAGAUUAUGGACAUGUUCUGCCACCGUCUCAGUUGCCACGGGAAGGCGGAGGAAUGCAUUGGGCUCUGCCGGGCCCUGCUGGGCGGAGUAGUGUGGCUGCUGACAGGCUGCGCUUGGUACUGCGAGAGGCUCCGUGAGCUGGGGCCCUCCACCAGCACAGACGCCAGCCUGAAAGGGUGUCAGGAGAGGUUGAAUAACCUGCUGGUCAGCACCAAGAAUAGGGCCCUGGUGCACAUUGCCCGUCUGGAAGACCAAGCCUCCUGGACCAAUGUUGAGCAAGCUUUGCACCGGUUGACUGAUAGCCUCAGCAGAAUGACCAAUCACACCCUGACAGGCAACCUGGAAGAGUGUGUCUCAUUGGUGAAGAGCAUUCCUACCAUGCUGUCCAUGCGUCCAGACCCCCCACACCACGCAUCCUUCCCCUCAGUGCACGCCUUCAUCAUGCUGGAAGGAACCAUGAACCUGACGGGGGAGACCCAGCCGCUGGUGGAACAGCUCAUGAUCAUCAAAAGGAUGCAGCGCAUCCCCACGCCCCUCUUUGUGUUGGAGAUCUGGAAGGCGUGUUUCACUGGCCUCAUCGAGUCACCAGAAGGCACUGAGGAGCUCAAGUGGACAGCCUUCACCUUUCUCAAGAUUCCGCAAGUUCUCCUCAGACUGAAAAAGUAUCCUCAGGCUGAGAAGGGACAGCUGCCGUACCCUUUGGUUGACCUCCAGCAGGACUUCAUGGAUGACGUCAACAUUGCCUUCGAGUACCUCCUGAAGCUAACACCGUUGCUGGACAAGGCUGACCAGAGAUGCAACUGUGACUGUCUUAGCAUGCUACUGCAGGAGUGCAAUAAGCUCGGUCUCCUGUCGGACUCCAACACUACCAACCUUACUUCUAAACGGGAGUACGCCCCACGGAUGAAGACCGCAGAGAACGCCAACAUCCAGCCCAACCCAGGCCUCAUCCUGCGAGCUGAGCCCACUGUCACCAACAUCCUCAAGACUGUGGACGCCGACCACUCGAAGUCGCCAGAGGGCCUUCUGGGAGUGCUGGGACACAUGCUGUCUGGGAAAAGCCUGGACCUCCUGCUGGCUGCAGCCGCGGCCACAGGGAAACUCAAAUCCUUCGCCCGGAAGUUCAUCAAGCUGAACGAGUUUCCGAAGCACAUUAGCGGAGAAGGAUCCAAGUCGGCCUCUGUGCGAGCCCUGCUGUUCGACAUUUCCUUCCUCAUGCUGUGUCACGUGGUGCAGACCUAUGGGUCAGAGGUGAUUCUGUCCGACCCCAGCCCCUCGGGGGAGACCCCGUUCUUUGAGACGUGGCUGCAGACGUGCAUGCCGGAGGAGGGCAAGACCCUGAACCCGGACCACCCCUGCUUCAGGCCCGAGUCUGGCAAGGUGGAGAGCCUGGUGGCGCUUCUCAACAACUCCUCCGAGAUGAAGCUAGUUCAGAUGAAGUGGCACGAGAUCUGUCUUAGCACGCCGGCGGCCAUCUUGGAGGUGCUGAACGCCUGGGAGAAUGGCGUGCUGUCUGUGGAGGCCGUCCAGAAGAUCACGGACAACAUCAAGGGCAAGGUGUGCAGCAUGGCCAUCUGUGCUGUGGCCUGGCUGGUAGCCCACGUGAGGAUGCUGGGCCUGGAUGAGAGGGAGAAGCCCCAGACCAUGAUCCGCCAGCUCAUGACCCCACUGUAUGGGGAGAACACACUGCAGUUCUACAAUGAACGGGUGGUGAUUAUGAGUUCCAUUCUGGAGCACAUGUGUGCCGACGUGUUCCAGCAGACCGGCCUGGCCCUGCGACCGCCCAUGGAGGGCCAGGAGCCCAUCCCCUACAGAAACCUGCUGCCGGCCAAGGAGCCCAUCCACGAGUCCUUGAGCAAGCAGUUCCGCUCGGUGCUCUGGAAGGGCUGGGUGGACAGCCACGCGCUGCACCUCUUCGAGAGCCUGCUGCACAUGGGAGGAGUGUUCUGGUUCACCAACAACCUCAUCAAGGAGCUGCUGAAGGAGACUCGCCAGGAGUGGGCCAACCGGGUGGUGGAGCUGCUUUACAGCAUCUUCUGCCUGGACACACAGCAGAUCACCCUAACCCUGCUGGGCCACAUCCUGCCCAACCUGCUCACGGACCCGGCCCGCUGGCACAGCCUGGCCGACCCUCCCGGCAAGGCUCUGGCCAAGCUGUCAGUAUGGUGUGCUCUAAGCUCCUUCUCCAGUCACCACAAAGGCCAGGCCUCCGCUCGACAACGCAAGAGGCAGCGGGAGGAUAUCGAGGACUACAGUAACCUGUUCCCACUGGACGACACGCAGCCCUCCAAGCUCAUGCGCCUGCUCAGCUCAAACGAGGACGAGCCGGUGGUCCUCUCCAGCCCCGGUGACCGCUCCAUGUCCACUUCGCUGUCAGCUUCCCAGCUCCACACGGUCAACAUGCGGGACCCCCUCAACCGCGUCCUAGCCAACCUGUUCCUGCUGAUCUCAUCCAUCCUGGGCUCCAAGACAGCGGGGUCUCAUACCCAGUUUGUGCAGAGCUUCAUGGAGGAGUGCGUGGAGUGCCUGGAGCAGGGCAGCCGAGGGAGCAUCCUGCAGUUCAUGCCUUUCACCAUGGUCUCUGAGCUUGUGAAGCUUCCUGCACUGGCCAAGCCCAAGGUGGUCCUCGGCAUUACUGACCUGACUCUGCCCCUGGGAAGGAGGGUGGCAGCCAAAGCCAUCUCAGCGUUGUAGAUUCAAGGGAACGCCCGGGGCUCCCCCAUAUCCAUUGAUUACUCCACUUCCACUAAAAGGGGAACUCAAACUUCCACUUCAAGAAAUAAUGUUACGUAGUGUUGAUAUAAUCGAAGCACCUCAAACAUUUGAUUUAACAGAAGUUCCCCCCCCCCCCCAAGGCUCGGGACUCCUCAUAGAUCGAACCUGCUAAGACGCACAUUUAGUUGAUUAUUAAUUACUUCUGUUAUGUAACCCUGGUUGCUUCAUGCUACAUUCAGAGGCACCUUCCAUUCAUAUGUUUGAAUGCCCUAUGUAGAGCCUGGCACUUACAGUGCUGUUGUGGGUUCAGUUCCCACUGGGGGACAGUAUGGAGUCACUCUGGGUACAGGUGUCUGCUAAAUUACAGGCUUAGGCAGGCUUUUCUCCUUUUUGAUAGUGUCUGUGGCAGUUAUGUUUAUGGCAACAGUGAGUUUUUGCAUUUCAUCAUUUUGUAUUACUGUUUCUUUUCAUUCAUAAAGUGUACAUAUUGUCUUUUUUAUAAUAAAGCCUCAUGAAAAUGU
Molecule: messenger RNA, 3633 nt
Organism: Esox lucius (northern pike)
Lineage: Eukaryota; Metazoa; Chordata; Actinopteri; Esociformes; Esocidae
Gene: med24
Product: mediator complex subunit 24
Exons: 26
Coding region: 104-3091 (995 amino acids)
Cellular component (GO): mediator complex
Molecular function (GO): transcription coregulator activity
Source: RefSeq, a predicted model, not a curated record